AUGGCCGCGGUGCCGGCGGAGCGGGAGCGGCCCCGCCGGCGGGAGGAGCGGGCCGGGGGCACGAAGCGGCGGCGGCGGGAGGAGCCCCCUCAGGAGCCACCGGAGGAGUCCCGGGAGAGGCCGGGAGAGACCCCGCGGGAGCCCCCGGCCGAGCCCGGGUACCUGGCGCUGGCCCGCGGGCUGUUGGCCGGUGGCGCCCCGGGCCGCCGCAGCCCGGAGCCCGCACGGCCCGCCGGGGAGCCCGCGGGGGAUGGAGCCGGAGAUGGGGACGAUCUCCUGGGGCAGCUGAUCCGAGACCUGAAUGAAAUCAAUGAGGUUCCUUUUUUCGAUGUGCAGCUGCCUUAUGAGCUGGCACUGAAGAUAUUCCAGUACCUGGGCAAGGCUGAGCUGGGAAGGUGUGCUCAGGUCAGCAGGACAUGGAAAAUCCUUGCAGAAGAUGAAGUGUUGUGGUACCGGUUGUGCCAGGAGGAGGGAUACCUGUUGGACAUGAGCAUCUCCGACCAUUCCUGCUGGAAGCUCGCCCUCAAAAACUGCAGAGCCAGAGAGCACAUGCUGAAAACCAACUGGAAGAACCGCGUGGGUGCCGUGAGCCAGCUGCGCUACGAGCCCGGCCGGGUCCUGUGCGACGUCCACUGCUGCGACGGGGUGGUCAUGGCUGGGUACAGCUCUGGGGAGGUGAGGCUGUGGGACACACGCACCUGGGACUACACAGCCCCCGUGCUGGCAGCAGUGGCAGCCCCUGCAGGGGCUGGAGCCCCGCCACACGUCUCCUUUGUGAGGAUAAACAACUCCCUGGCCGUGGCAGCCUACGAGGACGGCAGUGUCAGUGUGUGGAGCCUGCUGCUGGGGCAGGAGCCCAUCCAUCACUUCCAGCACAACCAGCGCAUCCAGGCCUUGGCACUGGCCCCGGCCGGCCCCGCGCUGGCCACCGCCUCCGGCUUCCAGGUCAAGGUGGAGAGCCCCGAUGACAAAGGAUUCUGGCAGACCCCAGCAACCUUUGAAAUCCAGAAAUUGGUCAACUUCCUUAAUCUGGUUCCAGAUGUCACGGGGAGCCCAGUGGCAGUGGCAGCUGCAGAGGACAUUGUCUAUCUCCUGAAAGCAGAAGAUCCUGGCAAAAUUCUCCACUCUGUCUAUGGUCAGCCCGUCACCUGCCUCGAUGUGGCUGCUCACGAAGCAGCUUUUGGCAUCAAAAGCUUUGGCUGGUUAUUGAAUGAGCCCAACCAGAUCCUCAUUUACAACCUGGAAACAAACCAGUGUGUGACCAAGGUGGGCAGCUCCAUAGGUGACUUCUCAUGUGUCAACCUCCACAGCAGCCCCCCCAGCAUGCUGGUGGCAGGCAACAGGGACAGAAGGGUGAGGGUGUUUGACCUGCGGCGCGGCGAGGCCGUGUGCUCCGUGUACGGGCACCAGCUGGGAGUGUCGGCGGUGCAGAUGGACGAGUGGAAGGUGGUCAGCGGAGGGGAGGAGGGCCUGGUGUGCGUCUGGGACCAGCGAAUGGGCACCAAACUCUGGGAGAUGCACGCCAGACAUCCAGUCCGCCACGUGUGGUUCAAUUCCCACAGCCUGAUCACUGCCAACAUCCCCGAGGAGAAGAACCCCCGAGGCUCCAGCAUCAGCGAGGACGACCCCAGCUUGCACCGAAAGUACCGUGGGGUGAUUUAUUCCUACGAGUUCUCUGUGGACCAGCUGGCUGUGGACAGCGUCCUCCCCAUCUGCCGCUCCUCCUACGACGAGGUGACGGGUUACAACUACAACAUCGGCCUGGCAGUGCCCUACGACAGCAUCUAGGGCACUCCUCGGCUUCUAGGGCCAGCCAGGGCCACAGGCAAAGGAAAAUCCAUGUGGGACAAGCAGCCAAAAGCUGCAGAAAGCCCGGGGAUGU
Messenger RNA from Pseudopodoces humilis (Tibetan ground-tit), 1882 nucleotides. RefSeq names its product F-box and WD repeat domain containing 8 (gene FBXW8). Gene Ontology annotation, molecular function: protein binding. Lineage: Eukaryota; Metazoa; Chordata; Aves; Passeriformes; Paridae. Gene Ontology annotation, biological process: protein ubiquitination; cilium assembly. The record is from RefSeq and is a predicted model, not a curated record. Gene Ontology annotation, cellular component: centriole; Cul7-RING ubiquitin ligase complex; ciliary basal body.